CAACAACACUAGCACACCAUAGAAUAAGCAGACGAGCAGGAGUACUAUCUUAAAACACUUCUUCUUCCACAACUAUUGAGAUCACAUGAUCCCGUGGGCUUACGGGGAGUAACUCUGGAAUGAGCACCAUAAGGCCCCUGAUUCCUCGUUUGUCCACCUUGCUUCGCAAGAAACCGUUUCCCACGCCUUCUCCCGGGCCACCUUUAUGGCCCGGCAUACUAGUUGAUGAAGAGAUCUCGCCAGUAUACGAUUCCAAGUACUUCUACCCAGCCAAGCCUGGAGAGGUACUCGCUGAUCGUUACCAAAUCCUCGUCAAGGUUGGCUGGGGCGUGUCUUCCACAGUAUGGCUCGCGCGUGAUUUGCAAGGGCAUAUUGAAGAGCCCGAGGAUGUCGUGGCACUAAAAAUCGUCAAUAACAAUGCGAGUUCCGCUGGUCGUGAGCGCGAGGUUGAAGAGCACAUCUCCACAAUAGACCCAUCACAUCGCGGUCGCUCACUUAUUCGAACGUUACUGGACUCUUUCGAAGUCAAAGGUCCGGGAGGUACUCACUCGUGCCUUGUGUAUCCACCUAUGAGAGAGUCAUUGUCGAUGUAUCAGCGGCGCUUUCACGAUAGAAAGAUGCCACUGCCCCUCAUUAAAACUUACAUUCGUGGUCUUCUUACAGGGCUUGAAUAUCUUCACAAAAAAUGCAGGAUAGUUCAUACGGAUCUCAAGCUUGAAAACAUCAUGGUGUCAUUCGAGGACCAAACCGUGCUUGCUGAUUUCAUGGAUUUUCAGCUUGAGAAACCGAUGGCUUUCAAGACUGAUUCGACUGGACGACCAGUGUAUCAGUCCCGUAACGACUUUGGGCCACUCAAAAGCUUGAGAAGUAUACCACAGCUUGUCGACUUUGGCUUGGCCAUCAGACUCGAGGAAGACGACGACUGGGGCGUCUGGCCUAUCCAGCCAGACCACUAUCGGGCGCCAGAGGUAGUACUGGGUAUAGGAUGGCAAAUGCCUGCGGAUAUUUGGAAUUUUGGUGUUCUGUUGUGGGAUAUGCUCGAAGGCAGAGAGCUGUUUCGACACAUCUAUGAUCAACAAGGUCACUACGAUGCUAAACUACACAUCGCCGAAAUGGUGGCUUUACUCGGUCCACCCCCUCCAGAGAUCAUACAAAGGUAUCAAUACAUGCGAGAGUACUCGUGGCCGGAGCCUGUCAGACGAGAAGACGGCAGAGUAUGCGAGACCGCGGAGGAGUACUUUAGUGGCCCGUUCUUUGACGAUAAUGGUCGAUUUCUCUACGAAGAUCUGAUUCCAGACCGGAAACUAGACAACACUGUUUCCUUCCUUGAGGAAGAGGAGAGGGAAGCGUUUCUCGAUCUCGUGAAGGGAAUGCUUGUCUGGCAUCCAGAUGCGAGGAAAACGGCUGGCGAACUGGCGAGGCAUGCUUUUCUUCAACAAAAGAAUACAAGUGCCUGAUUCCUUCGAGCGUUCUCCAGCAGAAUGACUCGAAAUCGUGGUUGAUCCCAGUUGGCGGUGCGAUCAGAUGGCCGGUUGAAGCGUCAACGUGAUUGCUUUACUAAUCUUACACUGCGAAGAAAUGCUCUACGUAUAGAUAUGCAAAGUGCACUACAGCCUUUCAUGAUAUAAUCCACUCCAAUAGCAAUUUCGACACGUGAUGGCUAUCUCUGAGUUGGUGAAUAACCCUCUUGCAACAUACAGCACACCGCAGAAGCUACAACAGUUAGCCAGCAGAAAGGUCUGCAAAAUGGUAUCUCUCAUCUUCAGACCACUCAUUCACCAAUUUCCACAUAAGUAAACAGGCUACUUGACGGAUCCUGUCAAACCGUAGAAAGCACUCCAUGAUA
Paecilomyces variotii is the source of this 1846-nucleotide messenger RNA. RefSeq names its product kinase-like domain-containing protein. Gene Ontology annotation, molecular function: ATP binding; protein kinase activity. Gene Ontology annotation, biological process: protein phosphorylation. Lineage: Eukaryota; Fungi; Ascomycota; Eurotiomycetes; Eurotiales; Thermoascaceae. The transcript has 5 exons. The record is from RefSeq and is a predicted model, not a curated record. The coding region runs from base 120 to 1457 and encodes 445 amino acids.